AUGGGUCAACCAGAGAAGGAGGAAAAUAGGAGAAAUCGUGGGCAAGCAGUUCGCAGAACAGAGCACCGGAGCAAAUCCAACACGACCUCUCCGUCCCCAAGGCAACGAGACAUCAGCGGUGCUCGCAGUCCAGGAAACUCGGACGACUAUCGCAGUGCUGCAGGUACUCGGAGUCCACAAGGCGCUUGGAGUCCACCAAGUACUCGGAGCCCAGGCGCUCGCAGUCCCAGCGGCGGGAAUGCGCGGCGGGUUCUCGAAGCCGGAGUCCAAGACAGCCGCGACAACUUAGGUUACCACAGAGGGGCCAUGUCCUCGCUGCGCCAGCGGCAUCACGUCGUGCGCUGCGUGGACGUGAUCGUCUACUACAGCAUCGUGGUCAGCACGUUCCUGCUGUACUCGGUCGGCUUCAUCGCCUACAAGCUGGACGAAGACCCGGAGGAAGUGAAGGAGUUCUACCGCACCAUGACCACCUCGGCGUCGCACACCGUCUUCACGCUCGAGGGCACCAGACAUCUGCACGAUAGAGCCGAUGAAGAGGCCACAGAAAGGAGCAACGAUGUCGCCAGCGAUGACACACGAAGCCAAGAACUGCUGACGUCCACUGACACGGUCCCCGAUGCGAACGAAGUUGAACAGCGGCAGCGUCACACAGCGGUACCACCUCGCACAACCAAGGUUGGGUCGGCAUCGCGCACGCCCAGCCCUCACUCCCAAGCGUCCUCUGGCGACUCCUUGCCGUACAUCUACGAGAGCCAAAACAAGCCGGACGACAGCUUCGUGCACCUGAUGCGGGUUGUCGCCGCCAGUGAGAACAGGAAGCGCGCGUCCCGAGACGGGGCCACCCCAGCGAGGGGCGUCGGUGCUAACACCACGACGGUGCCGUUCCUGACCUUUCCGGGAUUGUCACAGUGGUAACGACGACCACUUGCAACUGUACUUCAGAAUCACUGCGGACCGGAAGAUACGAAGUCUUUUUUUUAAAUGUGCGCUAUUACUCUUAAAUUACGACAACCUUUCAAAAGAUGCACAUUUUCAAAUGUUAAUUAAAAGAACGGCGCGCUUUGCCUUCAUAAAUAAAAUCAGUACCCGGACAAAUUCCGGGCGUUUAA
Molecule: messenger RNA, 1109 nt
Organism: Dermacentor albipictus
Lineage: Eukaryota; Metazoa; Arthropoda; Arachnida; Ixodida; Ixodidae
Source: RefSeq, a predicted model, not a curated record